AUGGGGAUCCGGCAGCGUUUGGAGCUCCGCUCCGAGAGCGCCGAACUCGGCACGGAGGGCGGCCGGCUGUCCAACAAGGACAUGGACCCGAUCCCAAUGGGCUCGCCGGAGCGCACCUGGGGCUGGCCUAGCUUGUUGGGUUUCUGGAUUGCUGAAGCCUUCUCAAUUUCCAUGUACCAAGUGUCAUCGACAUCGGUCACGAAGGGCCUCAACCCAGGCCUCGCUAUUCUCGCGGUGUUCAUCGGCCAUGUCUUGGUAUGCAUCCCCGCCAUGCUGGACGGAUACGUCGGCUGUGUCUUCGGUAUCAACUUCCCCGUCUUCACUCGAGCAUCAUUCGGUCUGCGAGGUGCGCACGCCGCUGUAUUCGUCCGGGGUGUCGUCGCUUGUAUCUGGUUCGGAACACAAUCUUUCCAGGGCGGUCAGUGCCUUCAAGUCAUGAUCGCCGCCAUCUGGCCCUCGUUCAACAACUUCCCCAACCACCUGCCGGCGAGCGCCCACGUUACCAGCGCCGAGCUGUUGUGCUUCUUCCUUUUCAUCAUCGUCCAGCUCCCGCUGCUUUGGCUUCAUGUAAGCAGCUUGAGGUACAUGUUCAUGGCAAAGACGAUCAUUAUGCCGAUCUUCGGAUUGACCCUGUUCAUCUGGGCUCUCGUUGCUGCAAAGGGCUUUGGCCCGACCUUCUCGAAACCGACUGUGAUAAAAGACGGCACACCAGCCAUCGUCGUCUUUUUUCAAUGCGUCACGAGCGCGAUCGGCCCCAAGGCGACGCUUGCAUUGAACAUGCCCGAUUUCACACGAUACGCCAAAGAACCCCGCCAGGUGUUCUGGACCCAGGCUGUCGGGCUCAUCGUGCUUGUCACCAUGUGCGGUGUUUUGGGAGCUACUGUCAGCAGUGCUUCUGAAGUCAUCUACGGCGAGGUUACCUGGAACCCCUUGGAGGUCGCGCGUCUCUGGAACAACCGCGCUGCGCAGUUCUUCGCAGGACUUUGCUGGGCUUUUGCCGUGAUUGGUACAAACAUCAGCGCCAACAGUGUGUCAUUCAGCAACGACUUGUCGCUUUGGUUCCCGAAAUACGUGAACAACCGACGUGGGGCCGCAAAAUCUUUCUCUUCGUUCCUUGGUGGCUACUCCCUCUUCUUGGGGGCCAUUGCGGGAGUUAUCGUCACCGACUUCUGGAUCUGCCGCGGUCGCCAGAUGAGAGUCUCAUCUCUGUACGAUCCACGGGGAACACAUUUCUUCACCUUCGGAGUUAACCCGCGUGCGAUCAUUGCCUUCAUCUUCGCCAUUGUGCCCAACAUGCCGGGCCUGGCGGCUGCUUGUGGUGCCAAGGGGGUUCCGAAAGGAGCGACCUACUUGUAUAGCCUGAGUUGGCUGGUGAGCACACUUAUCGCUGGUUUCACGUAUUGGGCGUGCUGGAAGAUUCGGCCCUUCAAAGUUGACGAGAAGUUGGAUGAGCUGUCAAUCGAGGGACAACCUCCAAAGGAGGAGCCCAUGGAGCCGGAGAAGAGCAUGGAAGCCAAGCAGUAUAGUGUCUGA
Colletotrichum chrysophilum is the source of this 1533-nucleotide messenger RNA. RefSeq lists its product as uncharacterized. The transcript is spliced from 4 exons. Gene Ontology annotation, cellular component: plasma membrane. Lineage: Eukaryota; Fungi; Ascomycota; Sordariomycetes; Glomerellales; Glomerellaceae. The coding region runs from base 1 to 1533 and encodes 510 amino acids. Gene Ontology annotation, molecular function: nucleobase transmembrane transporter activity. The record is from RefSeq and is a predicted model, not a curated record. Gene Ontology annotation, biological process: nucleobase transport; transmembrane transport.